CAGCACUGGCCACGUCCCCCCAUCCCUCCCACACGGCUCCGGGUGCCUGUCCCUCCCUCUGGAUGCUCAGCUGGCACUUUGGGGUGCAGGGGGCUGAGUGGCUUCCUGGGGCAAGGAGAAGCUGGGUACCAGCCAGCUCCAGGUUCUCUGAGGGAAUCUGUCUGUCUGUCAGUCUGAGUGUGCACUGGAUAUCUCAGAUGGUUUAUUUAGCUGUAUUGGCCCCAUUUAUUCGUGGUUUAGCCCACCAGGAGGAUAAGUACAGGGGGUCUGGCAAAGGAGCAGCCUGACACACCUCCCCUAUUCCUGCCAGCUUUGCCAGGACAGCACUGCUUCCAUAGCCUCACCUUCUCUUGCAAAUGACCCCCUGCUUCAGCUGCACACCAGUCAAACCAGUUCCAAAGCUGGGCUUGCCCCUGGGAACUUCCAUCUUGGUGAACACAUGGUCACCCUGGGUUUCCCCAAAGUGGGGUUUCCUGAGGGUUGGGAGCUGGAAAUGACAUUUUCUGUGCCCUCCACAUGCUGGGACUGUCCCUCAUCUUGGCCAGAGGAGUAGAGGAAGUGGGCUCAGGCACCUCUGCCCAUCUUCCAAGCUUCCCUCUACUCUGUGUGCCCUCUGUGUCCCCUUCCACUCUGCUUUCCCCUUGGCUGUCUUACCCCAGGAGAUGAGUCAUGGGUGGAGUCACAGUGACACCCAGGGUGGGCACAACUGCCAGCCCUGGCAGGGAGAGCUGUCAUGCCAGGAAGUGCCAGCUGUGUCAUCCUGGUGCUCAAUCCUCCAAGGAUGCCACGGUGAUGCUCCUCAUGUUCCCUACCCAGCACCCACCAGAGUUGAAUGCCUCCCGGGCCCGUGGCAGCAACCACAGUGUGAACAGCCUGCCAGGGCCACCAGCCUCAUGUGGAUCCACCCAGGGCUCUGUGGUCAGCUGGGCUGAGUCCUUCGAGACACUGCUGCAGGACCGUGUGGCUGUCACCUACUUCACUGAGUUCCUCAAGAAGGAGUUCAGUGCUGAAAACGUCUACUUUUGGCAGGCAUGUGAGCGCUUCCAGCAGAUCCCAGCCAGUGACACGCAGCAGCUGGCUCAGGAGGCACGGCGCAUCUACGAUGAGUUCCUCUCCAGCCACUCGGUCAGUCCUGUGAACAUUGACAAGCAGGCCUGGAUUGGGGAGGACAUGCUGGCCACCCCCUCCCCAGACAUGUUUCGCAUCCAGCAACUCCAGAUCUUCAACCUGAUGAAGUUUGACAGCUACACACGUUUUGUGAAAUCCCCCCUGUACCAGGCCUGCCUGCGGGCAGAGAGCCAGGGCCAGCCCCUGCCUGACCUGCGGCCCCACUCCCGCAGCAGCAGCCCCCCUCCUGACCUCAGCAAGACGAAGCUGAAGCUGGGCAAGUCGCUGCCCCUGGGCGUGGAGACGGCGGGCAGCAGUGCCAGCCGCAGCCUGCAGCGCUCCUUCAGGAAGGGAGAGCGGCGGGAGCCCUCCUGGGCAGAGGGGGGAGAAGGCAGCAGGAGCGCCAUGCUGUGGAGGGAGUCCCAGGGCUCACUCAACUCCUCAGCCAGCCUGGACCUCGGCUUCUUGUCCUCGGCCAGCACAGCCACCAGCCCCUGCACGGAGGGCCAGCAGAAGACCCUGGGGGGCAGCGAGGCAGAACUGCCAGGCAAGCCCAUGAAGUACUGCUGUGUGUACCUGCCCGAUGGCACGGCCUCGCUGGCCUCUGUCCGGCCCGGCCACUCCAUCCGGGACAUGCUGGCCGGGCUGUGUGAGAAACGCGGCUUCAGCCUGCCCGACAUCAAGGUGUUCCUGGUGGGCAAUGAGCAGAAGGCGUUGGUGCUGGACCAGGAGUGCUCCGUGCUGGCAGACCAGGAGGUGAAGCUGGAGAACAGGAUAAGCUUUGACCUGGAAAUCUCCUCCCUCAACAAGACCAUCCGCAUCACAGCCAAGUCAACCAAGCGCAUCCGGGAGGCGCUGCAGCCCGUGCUGGGCAAGUACGGCGUGAGCGUGGAGCAGGCGCUGCUGCGCAGGCAAGGUGAGCCAGCCACCCUGGACUUGGAGAAGCUGGUCAGCACAGUGUCUGCUCAGAAACUUGUCUUGGAAACACCAGCAGACGUGCGAGUGAUGGGGAGCGCUGAGGCUGCGGCUGCCUCCUCUCUGCUCCGGAGUGAGGAGGGGAGCCCAACAGGAGCAGAGCCUGACACACGAUGGGAGAUGCCCUCCUCCUUCUCCAGGCCACAGUCUUCAGCUGCCAUGAACCUCAAUCGUCGCACAUACGACCUGGAAGGGCUGGUGGAGCUGCUGAACCGUGCCCAGAGCUGCCGGGCCAACGACCAGCGUGGGCUGCUCUCUAAGGAGGACCUGGUCCUGCCCGACUUCCUCCAGCUCCCCGUGCAGGACAGCAGCGCCUGUGAGGGCUCACAGCAGCCCAGUGCCCCUCAGGCUGGCUCUGAGGGAAGCAGCUGCCCUCAGGAAGAGCCUGCUCUGGCUGAGCCUUCGUUGGACCACAAGCUCUGAUGAGUGCUGCUGCACGUCCACACCCGGCGUGUGGCACCCCCAUGGCCAUGCCAGGGUUCAAGCGGGGUCCGACAGCCUCUGCCCUGCACCGCUGACACUGCCCAGACUGCAGAUCCAUCCACGUCCUGUCCCACGCUGUCACGUUGUGUCCUGUGAGUGGCUGAGCAGCUGCCAUGCCCCUCUGUGGGGCCACAUCCCGGUGCACACCAAGGGACUCUUGUACAUAGUCUGAACCCUCGUUGCAAAGCACUUUGCAACAUCCCUGGCACUGCCCUGCCCAGUGCCCCUGCCCUGCCCAGCACAUCCUGCCUGUGUCGCACAGCCCCGCUCGCUCUCUGGGUGGGGAAAGCUCCCUUCCAGCUGCAGGGUGCGCAGGAUGGACAGGCUGGGUGGGGAGGAAAGGCAGGCUCCAGUCCUGAGCUGCAGUGCUGUGGGCAGGCAGGGUCAGCAGAACUUGUGCCCCGAGCUCAGAGCCAGAUCCAGCCCUGGCCCCGUGGGAAUGGGGCUGCCCCGUUGUUGAUUUGCAAGUCCACCCUUGCUGGGCAGGGUGAGCGUGGCCCUGCCAGGCUGUGCUCCGGGCAGGCUGUUACGUCUGCAUUGCGUGAGCGUGGCCUGAUCCUGCCACAGCAGCACUGCUUGGAGCAGGGCACAUGGUUCCUGCCUCGGGCAGCCAGAGGCAGAGCCAGCAGAUGGUGCCAAAAAAGCCUUCCUCCUCCUCCUCCUCCUCCUCCUCCUCCUCCUCCUCCUCCUCCCCGUCGGAGAUCCUGUGUGGGCGGCUGCUGAGGAACAGGCAGGAGCAAAUCCCAUCUCCUCUGCCCCAUCCCCACUGGGGUGUGGGUGCUCAGCCUGUAGGACAGCCCUGCUUGGUGCCAGCAGAAUGCAGCACCCCUGGGU
Molecule: messenger RNA, 3399 nt
Organism: Zonotrichia albicollis (white-throated sparrow)
Lineage: Eukaryota; Metazoa; Chordata; Aves; Passeriformes; Passerellidae
Source: RefSeq, a predicted model, not a curated record